AUGAUUAUUUUGCUUUAUCGCUACACCAGACACCCACAAUAUAUCUAUCCUCCUCCUGCUGCUGCUCCUCUUCGACGCUCGUCUAUCGACCCUGCACACGUCUCUGUGCCGGCUGCAUCAACCGCUACCCUACGCCCAUCGCCCAUCGCAUCGUCUGUCGCCAGUCGCGUGCCCCAUCAUCCAACAACCAACUCGCCCCGACUCAUUCCUAUCUGUCCAGACUAUCCUGUGCGCAACACACCUACCAGUCUCGCUGCAGCCUGUCACACGUCCGACUUCUCAGAGGACGUAACACCUUCCGUCUCCACCACGUCCUCUCAUGUUCCUCGUGCAGAAACUCGAUCAAAAUCCUUUCUAUUCUCCUCGUCAACAUAUCACAAAAGUUCUCUCAUGCCGGACGAGAGGCUUCCCCGAUCCACGCUGCCUAAUAAAAGGACCCGUGCGCCUCCAUUUGUCAACGAACCCGUCCCCGUGACCACCGCUCCGGCCGAGAUCGUUCACACCAACCCGGUCGUGAUUCCACCAAAACAUACCUCUGACAAUCCGUAUCUCAACUCGAGAGCUACGCGAAAUGCUAGGAGGAAUUCGGCUUCGGCACGAAUAUCCCCUUCUGGACAGACGCCAGACAACAACUUGCCGUCGUCGCUAGCCACGCUUCUCGAGACAACAUCCAUCCCUCGAAGAAGCAGAAGCGUCCGACAUCCGCGCAAGCUCCCUCCAGGCAAUCAUGUAGAGGAUUUCAGUCGGCUUCUCAUGGAAGGUGUCCGAUUGCGAGAUGAUUCCUCCAGUCUAGAUGCCUCUGUGAGUUCGCCGCUCGAUUCUUUGCUAAGCCCGCCGGGCGAGGGAUUUCAUCAGACGGACGCUUCCAGCCAUACAGGGCACCAGAGGCCCUUGUCAGUCCGUUCGGAAUCAUCUGACUCUAUGCCUUCCCUCGAUAAUGACUUGAACUCAUUGAUUACCUCAAGCCCGACCACACCGUCCUCAUCAAUCCACCGAAGGGCUCCUGAUAGACGGAAACAGCUUUCCCCUCCGCAGGAAUGUGCCACCGAUCAUCCUCUUUUAGAAACCGAGCUGGACUCCUUUGACUCGUGUUUUGAGUCUUCGGAAACCACCCCUACUCCAUUAACGAAAAGCCGCUCGUUCCGAACAUUUCCUCGACUAGGUUCCACCUUCAAAUCCAACCUAACUGCCUCGCUGAGGGCCAUUAAAUCGGCAGCUCAGUCCGUGUCAAAUUUCACAACGCCCUCUGUCCAACCAGAUGACUUUUUGACGCGGUCUCUCUUUUCAAUCACGCCCGAGUUAACCGACGAUCGACGCCCACUCCCCAUGAACGAGCCCCCGUCGCCAGCUCUACGUCGUUAUCUCAACCCAAUUACAUUGUCUCCGGCCGAAAUGUAUGUCUACAACGAGCCUCGACAGGAAGUCAACCGAGACUUGAACAAUACGCCUGCAUCGAUUCAGAUGCAAACCUACAAUCGAUCAGGACAUUCUUCCAAGCGCGACCGAUCCAGCGCAGGCGGAGACAACAGCCAACAAGCUGUCCUCUUCGAUCCGGAAGUCCCCUCGUCCCGUCAGCGAGAGCCAAGGGAAAAUAGCGAUUUCCUGCGCAUGGUAGUCCUGGAGAUGAACAUGCGGCGCCGUGGCAAACUGCGCGACGACAUCCCUACGAGAGCGAAGAUCUGGCUACCUCCGCGCAAAGGUUUACGUAUUGUGCCUGACAGCGAGAAUGAGAACUACGAGGAGUCGGCCAUUCCUCAACGGUGGAUUGGGAUAUCCAUCGAGUACACGCAGUAA
Messenger RNA from Talaromyces rugulosus, 1794 nucleotides. RefSeq lists its product as uncharacterized. The transcript has 2 exons. NCBI's taxonomy places the organism in Eukaryota, Fungi, Ascomycota, Eurotiomycetes, Eurotiales, Trichocomaceae. Bases 1 to 1794 code for a protein of 597 amino acids. The record is from RefSeq and is a predicted model, not a curated record.